This is a messenger RNA of Penicillium angulare, 783 nucleotides long. Its product is annotated as SDR family NAD(P)-dependent oxidoreductase. Bases 1 to 783 code for a protein of 260 amino acids. Gene Ontology annotation, molecular function: oxidoreductase activity. NCBI's taxonomy places the organism in Eukaryota, Fungi, Ascomycota, Eurotiomycetes, Eurotiales, Aspergillaceae. The record is from RefSeq and is a predicted model, not a curated record. The transcript is spliced from 2 exons.
AUGACAGAACAAAUCCUUUCCGGCAAAACAGCCGUUGUCACGGGCGGUGCUAGUGGUCUUGGAAAAGCGAUUGCAGCCAAAUACCUUGAAGCCGGCGCCAACGUGGUCAUCUGCGACAUCCAUGAUGAACGUCUACAACAGACUUCAACCGAACUAUCACCUAAGGGAACACUGAAGGCAAUCAAAACCAAUAUCGCCGACCAAAAUGAGGUGGAGAGUCUAUUCGAACAGAUAAUCAAGGCAUUCGGCAAGAUCGACAUCCUCGUGAACAAUGCCGGUAUCAUGGAUAAAUUCGAUCCAGUCGGCGAUCUGGACCCUGAACUUUGGAAUCGAGUAAUGGCUAUUAAUCUUACGGCGCCGUUUCUUCUGAGUAAACUGGCGGUUGGCAAUAUGUUGGCACAGUCAGUGCCAGAUGGUCGAAUUAUCAAUAUUGUCUCUGUGGCUGGACAAACAGGUUGGGCUGCUGGUGCCGCUUAUACUGCUAGCAAGCAUGGUGUUGUUGGAUUGACUAAGAAUACUGCUGCCUUCUAUGGUACGAAGGGCAUUCGCUGCAAUGCUCUGAUGAUGGGUGGAAUGCACACGAAUAUUUUCGAGUCGAUGCAAUCAGGUGUGAAUGUGGAGGGCUUCCAAAAGUCUGCAGCUAUUAGGGAAGCAAUCGGUGUUCCGUUGUGUGAAGUGGAUACUGCUGCUGAGUUAUGUUUGAACUUGAGUAUUGGGAAGGGAUUCGGUAUUGUCAAUGGAGCUUGCAUUGCUGCUGACAAUGGCUGGACCUCUAUUGUUUAA